Messenger RNA from Carya illinoinensis, 1876 nucleotides. RefSeq lists its product as uncharacterized. The transcript is spliced from 8 exons. The record is from RefSeq and is a predicted model, not a curated record. Bases 1 to 741 code for a protein of 246 amino acids. NCBI's taxonomy places the organism in Eukaryota, Viridiplantae, Streptophyta, Magnoliopsida, Fagales, Juglandaceae.
AUGGAUGAGGCCAGCUCAUAUGACUCUACCCAACCCCCAAGCCAUCCAUGGGAGCCCAUGUGCGACCACAACACUGGAGGUGUGGACAACCCCACGGAGCCAGAUCAAGUGACCUCACCCAAUAUAGAGGCAGAGCCUACAGGAGUUCAAAUCAGUGAGGACAUCCCCAAGGAGCCCGUAGUAAACCAGGCUCAGAGGAGACGUGGACGUGAGCCAGCCAAGUGCACUGAAUUUGAAAAAUUACGGAAGCAUGGAAAGGUGCUGUGGAAGAUAAAUAAUGGAGAAGCGACACCAUGCUGUUCAAACGCCAACAUGUUUACAACACGAUUAACAUGGAUAGUCAAACAUCAAUGUGACAUGAGUUAUCCAAGAUGGAGUGAUGUACCCCAAGCACAUAAGGAUGAGUUAAUCGAUCGUGUUCGGGGGGAUUUUGAACUUGAUUGGGAAUUGGAAAACCAUCGAUUGACAGUAAUGAAACAGCUUCGGAAGAGAUUUAAUGCAUUCCGCCAUGAAUUGCAUAGGAUAUAUUUAUCAUAUGCCAGCCACGACGAAGCAUUGGCUAACGGCACUGUUUUGGUCAGCCCCCUUGUUUGGGUUAAGCUAUGUGGUAGAUGGGGUAGCGAGGCCUUCAAGAAAAUAUCUACUAAAAAUCGGGAGAGUCAGAAGAAGCUGGUUAUUAACCACACAGCAGAAGGAUAUGGUUGGAAAGCUGGAUACUCUAUAACCAGAGCAACGAACUGACGAAAUGGCAGCGGGUGUAUUCAGAGAAGUACUUGGUCAUAGACCAGGUUAUUCAAGAGGAUUGGGAGAGAUGGUAAUUCCAGAGUCUACGAGACAACGCACAUUGGCACGAGAGAAAGAGUACCUAGCUUUGACUAAGAAACAUAAGAAAGAUGUUGAAUCUUCCAAGAGUGAGAUGGAGGCAAUGAAGGCAAACAUGCAGUUUCUGUUGGAGAAACAAGUGGAAACCGACCGCCUAGUGAGGGCUUUUUUCGCUGCUAACCCGUCCCUCAAUGAGUUUCAACGAGAGACUCACUGAGGGGGACAAGAUGAGAAGAUAAGGGAAGGUUUUUUGUGACUUUUUGGGUGCAUUUUUUGUUGUUCCGAUGGUGGAUUGACAAUAUAUAUCCAAUGGAAGGCUAUAUGUAUAUGUUUUGUGGGAGCAAGCUAGGGUGGCUUAGAUAAUUUUUGGGCCCUGUGAGAUAUCCUGAAAUAUAUAUAUAUGAUAGUUUGGGCAACCAACAUGAGAUGAUAUUAUGCUAUGUGGUAAUAUCAUACAAGUAAAUAUUAAGCCACCAUUAUCUUUAUACUUAUAACAUAUUUUCUUUGUUAUAAGUACGGAUCUUACUACUUAUUGAAGACUUUAAAAACUAAUGGUAAAUCUCUGUUGGACUUGACAACUUGUUGUACGGGAUAACUAAUACCAUGUAUGUACGUGGUAUGAACUCUGCGGGUCAUGUUAAGCCAGCAAUUAUACUUUCCUUGGCAUGCUUGGAUAUACAGAUUGAGAGUUGGGACUGUGUGAUGAGGCCCAAAAUAGAACCUGUGUCAUUUGCAGAAAUUCAAAAGAGGAUAAUAUUUACAGGACUCUAAAGCAACGGUUCAGAUGUUAAAGAAGCGGGUUAGUGGGUUUGGGCCAGUGCUGAUGAUUACCUCGAGUAAUUACACUGCUGGAUCUUUGUUUGCACAAUGCAAGUCAAAGGGAUAUACAUAUGGUCAGCUAAGAUUGAGGGUGCAACAAAGUUGUUUCAGUUCCAGCCACCAAUGUGUCAUCCAAAAUUAUCUCCACUUCCAUAGCAUCUAAACCAGUGGCAAUGUGUGUUUAUUGAGAGUGUGACUCUUGAAUAUAUCCAUAUGUAUGCUUGAUAGAUAAUAU